CAGUCCCCGAGGCCCCGUGGGCGGUGAGCGUGCGCUCCGGCGCCAGCGGUGCGGUCUUCGUGUCGUGGAUGCCGCGCGGCACGGGCGGCUCCCCCGUCAGCGCGUUCCGCGUCGAGUGCCGGCGCGUGGGCCGUGGCGCCGGCAAGUGGAAGGAGGCCGCGUCCGGCAUCCCGCCCGCCAAGCUCGCAGUGCAGAUCGACGGCCUCGCUGCCGGCUGGGCGUACUGCUUCCGCGUGGCGGCGCUGAACGCGCACGGCGAGAGCCCCUGGAGCGUCCCCUCCACGCCGUUCUAUCUCUCGGGCUCCCCCGGGGGGGCGUCCGCCUCCCAGCGAAUGCUCGCCGCCCCCCACAUCUCCGCCACGAAGGCCGUGAGCGACACGUCCAUUCGCAUCAGCUGGACCUUUCCGUCUGCCGCAGCUCCGGCGCAGCCCGUGCAGAAGGUGACCGUCUACUACCGCCCCACCGACUGCGACAACGAAGAAGACUACCACAAGAAGAUCCUGCACGUCAUUUGA
Messenger RNA from Lethenteron reissneri (Far Eastern brook lamprey), 515 nucleotides. Its product is annotated as brother of CDO-like. NCBI's taxonomy places the organism in Eukaryota, Metazoa, Chordata, Hyperoartia, Petromyzontiformes, Petromyzontidae. The record is from RefSeq and is a predicted model, not a curated record. Gene Ontology annotation, molecular function: protein binding.